GGCUGUGACGCUUUCAAGCCCACCAUGUAAACGAAAGUUUAUGCUUAGUUAUGCCCCUCAUCAAUUAUUAUUGAAACAUGUUUUGCAAGCACAAAGAUUGACUCUGUAAUAAGAGUUGGAACUAGUGGGAACAGUAAAUGAUUGGAAAACUGCUUCUCAUGCUAUUUCUAAGAAAUAUUCUUUCCUCAGUAAGAAAAAUGAUGUCAGCCAGUUCAACUGUAACAGAUACAAGUACUUUGUCUAAGGUACAUGUUAAACGUUUGCAGGGGAUAGAAGGUAUGCCAACAAAAUUCAAUGACGUGUUAUUUUAUCCACCCAAUGGUAAGGAGGAUGUGCAGGGAAGACUUGUGUUUUUUGGAGGAGACGUUCAGGAUUAUCCAGAGAAUAUGCAAGUUCACAGAGAUAACAAACAUUAUUUGAGGUGGAACCUGGAGAACACGGCAGCUUUCCUACAUGGACAGUUUCCCCAGUGGGAAGUGUACAUUGUAAAGCCUUGUCGCAUGCAGCUGAAGACGUUCAGCUGUUACGAUAACUUUGUAAAGGGUGACAAUGUUGGAAGCCCUCAAUAUUCUUUCAACACAGAAGGACUUCUUCACCUGAAGCUGCUACUAACUAAUGCAAUUCAAGCAGUUUAUGGUGGUCAAGGAUUUUGUUACAAAGAUAACAGCAUUGAUAGCAAGGGUUAUUCAAAUACUAAUAUUGAUCAGAGUGGUUGUGAAAUGACCUCAACCAAUAUUACAGAGCUUCCGAUCAUCCUAAUUGGAUUUAGUAAAGGAACAGUAGUACUCAACCAGUUAUUAUACAGUUUUUAUGUACUAGAUAAAACCUUAGAUAAUGACAUUUUCAGUCUUGUAAAACAGAUCAAAACUAUGUACUGGCUAGAUGGUGGACAUUCAGGGGGAUCAAACACAUGGAUCACUGAUAAGAAAAUUCUCUCAAACUUCGUUAAACUAGGAAUUGAGGCUAUUAUUCACGUAACCCCGUAUCAAAUUAAGUGUGCCCAAAGACCGUGGGUUGGCAAAGAAGAAAAAAUUUUCCAGGAAACUCUGAAAAGGUUAGGUGCAAAAAUAAGUAGAACAGUUCACUUUGAAACAGAAGAACGAUCAUUAAAAAAUCAUUUUCAAGUUCUGGAGCAGUUUACUACAUUCAGUUGUAAUAAAAUGUAACUGAUGAGUAUUUGGUAACUAGUAAAAUAUUAAGGUAAUUACUCUACAGUAACUACUGUGCUAUGAGUGUAAUAUUGUUACAGUGAAUUGUUUGUUUUUGUUUUGUCUGAAAUGAUGUCAAAGAUCAGGGAUGAAUUAGUAUUUAAUGUUGUCUUUCUAAACAUAUUUUUCUCAUAUUUGAGCCAAAUACAAUGUUUCUAAGGAAUUAUUAUUGUAACAGUUUAUUUACAUAACAUGUACAUAUAAAAUUAUAAACAUAUAUAAAGAAAUAUGUGCUGAGACAGAAUAGAACUUGCAAUUGUUUUUUUUUUAUUAUAUAUAUAUAUAUAUACUUUUAAAAAAAAAUGAUACAUACAAUUAAUUGUGUACACAUUAGAAAGUAGACGUUAAGUGCAUCAAGUUCAUAGGACUUGAAAAUUAAACAAAACCAAAAGCCAGAGAAUUAUUGGCAAUCCAAAGUUUUGUGUCUAGCUCUUACCAGGUAAGGUAAUAUAGCGUGACAGACAUUAAUGACAGAUGUAUCUUAACUUGUGUAUUUUGUGUUAGUAGAGAUGUCCAUUUUAGUAAUUAGUUAAAAUGGUGUGAUGCAACAGUCCACAGAACCUUGUUUAUAUGUUUCUUUCCUAAUGUAAACAAUACCUGAUCCUAUUAAAGGACUCCAUUAGAUGUAUUCGUUUGCAAAACAUCUCUAGUUUAAUGAUCCAGUGAAAAAAAAAUGUAAAGUACAUUUUGGUGUUUUUCAUUUUUAAUGAUAACUUAAUAAUAUAAUUAAUACUGCUUGUGUAAUGUGACAGUGUGCAAAAUUUGUGUGUUUCAAUAAGUGAAAAAUGUAUAAAUUACUAAGAUAUGGUACUAAAUAUUAUUUUGUUUUUUAAUGGAACUAAAUGUAUAUUACAUACAAGUAAGUUACAAGUAAUAUUUGGAAAAUAGACUUAGGUUAUUAUCCAGAUCAUCUGAAUCAAGCUUCUUUUCUUUUGUAAGUGUGUUUACUUGCCCACAUCUCUAGUAACAUAAUUAUAGAAAGGUUAUUCCCGGAAGGUCGGGUGGAUUAAUUUGUUCAUAUGUGUGUGUGUACGUGGUCCAGCUAUUCUUUUGAAGAAAUAAUACUUGUUUCCUCAAAAGUGGGCCAAAGGUUAUGUGGAGGGGUCACCUGUUUUAACCAUUUGCAUCACUAUACAGUAGUGUGUUGUCUGUCAGUCAGUCAGUAGACACUAAAAUAAUGUCACAUAAGGGAUACUUAAUGUUGCAGUGUGUACCUUCGUGAUGUCAGUAAAACGUACAAAUGCCAUGAAUCAUGAGAAGAAUUGUGCACUGAGUAGGCUACAACACAGCAUGACAUACGAAUUUCAAAAACAAUA
Molecule: messenger RNA, 2524 nt
Organism: Limulus polyphemus (Atlantic horseshoe crab)
Lineage: Eukaryota; Metazoa; Arthropoda; Merostomata; Xiphosura; Limulidae
Product: UPF0565 protein C2orf69 homolog
Exons: 3
Coding region: 138-1166 (342 amino acids)
Cellular component (GO): mitochondrion
Source: RefSeq, a predicted model, not a curated record